AUUCAGCGACUUGUGUGUUUCUUCUGUCCUAGUCGCAGCAGCAGCUUCAGUCGAGCUUCUUCAUAUACGGUCGGUAUGUCUUGCGUCUUAUGUUGAAUUGCUGUACUAAUGCAAAGAGCUGAGUGACACUGAUGCGUUACGAUAAUGUGAACGACAUUUAUCUUCCAUUCACGUAAUCUUAGUCCGUAAUCGCCGGUUCACAUUUUCAGGUCGAACCAGCUCUGUGUUGACAUGUGAUGCUGAAGUGCUGCUUGUGUUUUUUUUUCCAUCUGGGAGUUCAAACAUGUGUGGUCAGCUAAUGGCGUGAUUCUUAGUUAAGUCGCGAUACAUAGCAGAGCAUCUCCUUAAUGACAAACUGACAGUCAUGUAACAGUGACUCGGACUGUUUGGAAAAUGGUCAUGUUUUGGUAACAGUGACACCCAGUGUUGAAAUGUGGGAACCCUCGAGCAAGUGCACUAAACUAAAAAAUGAUCAGAUUUAAUGAUCAGGUGGACUGGUAUGAUCAAUAGCAUUGAUGUAAAAAGGCUUUGAAAAAAGUAAUAUCUAUCUAUGAAUGAAUGAAUGAUUUUAUUUCGGUAUAAUAUGAUCGAAAGGGUGUAAGCAAAAGCAAUUCUUAUAAAGGCCUACCCCUUAUACCACAAGUCUCAAACUCAACCACAGCAAGGGCCAUAAUCUGGAUUUAGGUCUAACCUGAGGGCCAAACAAGGUCAUCGUUUCACCAAAACUGUCAACCUUUUUUCAAAAAAUAUGUAACAAAAACAGCAAUGAUUAUAAAUCAUUUGGAAAUUCAAAAAAGAUAAUAAGAUAAGUUUAAAGGCAAUCUGAGGAAGAAAAUUUAUUUUGUUUUUAUUUUUUUAUUCUAUUUUAAUUUGUUAGUUCAAGAGAUCAGAGCAUGAUUUUAAAAAUAGAAAAAUUAUGCUUUUAAAGAGCAAAUACAUGAGGAGAACGUUGAAAUUAGGUUUACAAGCUCAAAAUAUGACUUAAAAUUUCAAAUUGGAAUCUAAAGUAUAAAAAUGGCAUUAGUCUAAAUACUGAGUUGAGAAAAAUCAAAGUAUCAAAUAAAAAAUCCAAUUAUGUUUGACUCGUAAUCUUGAAAUGCAUAAUUGAAAACAUGAAAUAAAACACCAAAUGGUUUUCCCCCCUACAUUUUUGACAAUUUACCAAAUCUUCCUUACUCUUUAAUUUCCCAGAUUUAUGUGGCUUAUUAAGAACAUUUUAAAUAAUAGUGCUAAAGUUUACAUUAUUAUACUGGAGGAAAUCUGCAGACUUCACACUGGUGGGCCAAUAACAAUACAAAUAUGAUAUGAUCUUGUGGGCCAGAUAGAAUUGUUCCACGGGCCAGAUUCGGCCCCCGGGCCUUGAGUUUGACACCUGUGCCUUAUACCAUACAUGAAGUACAUUAUACAGAUACACUCUCUUUAUACAAAUAUCAAAACUUAAAUAUAUAUUUACUCUUCAAAUCAGAUAGAGUAAUGAACAUGCUUUACACUUAAAAAUAAUAAUAGUACAUCAUUUUCUCUACAAUAUUGAGAAGUAACAUUAUUCUUGAAAAGUCCCUCAAAGCUUACCAGAGUACUACAUUUUCUAAUUGCUACUGGACAAUCGUUCCAUGUUUUCACCCCUUUUACAGACACACAAACAUUUUUGACAUUUGUUCGCGCUUUCGGUUUCUCAAAUAAUACACAGCCUCUUCAGUUGUAAUUAGAGUCCCUCAGUUUAAGCAGAUUCUGGACAUGUUGCGGUAGGACUAGGUUAUUGGCUUUGUACAUGAUUUGUAUUGUGAUGUAAUCUACUAGGUCUUUAAAUCUUAAAAAAUUUAAGGAGGUAAAUAGGGGAUGAGUUGAUUCACAGUAAUGUUUAUUGCAGAUGACUCUUGACAGCUCGCUCUUGUAAAAGAAAUAUUGGAUUUGUAUUUGUUUUAUAAGUGUUUCGACAAACCUCAAUUAUCAGAGAAUAGUUUAGAGUGGCUAACCCUUUUUGUGAAAGUAAAUCUUUGGCUUUAAACAGAAUGGCGAUAGAUUUUGACAUUUUUGAUUUAAUAUGAUUAAUGUGUGAUUUCCAACUUUGUUAUCUACUAUGACCCCAAGGAAUUUAUUCUCAGUUUCUACCUCGAUUUCCUUAAUGUCUAUAGUUAGAUUUCUACAUUGAAUUACUUGCUUAUUUCCAAAAAAAAUCUAUCUAUAAAAAGGGAAUAGUCUAUUAUAAACUGUUAAACACUGUAUAUUUUAAUUCCUGUGUGGUGCAGGUAUCUGCUGUUCCUUGGCCCAGAUGAUAGCUUCCACUCGAAGGACAGUGUUAUCCCUUUACAUGCGGGUCUUUCGCAUUGCCCGAACCUGGCAGGCACAGAGUGGGGUCCCAGGUGACACAGAGACAGAGAGAAAAUACAUCCUUCAGGAGGCCCGGACACUGUUCAGACAGAACCAGCAGGUAUAGCAAGAAGCACAAUGCUCACAGGGGAUUAGAAAGUGGAUUCCAUACGGCGAUUUGUUGAAGUAAACUUUUAUCACAUGUUCUACUUUUCAGCUCACAGAUCAAGAUUCAAUAAAGAAGUGUUUAGAAGAAUGUGAAGCAAGGCUAGAAAUAGGUAAGAGGGGAAGGAUGCCACAGGCUUACUCACAUAAGUGAUUAGUUUCUUAGGUGAGCGUCACACUUGCAGUAAAACCUACAUUUUAUGUUUUGUGGAUUUGGUUCAUUUAAAUAUGUAAAAUGAUAUCCAUUUGUGAUUCAAGCCACUUCCUGAUACGAUUCAGUGAUAGUAAGGCUCAGAGUUACUUUUGGUUAACUUUCUCAACAGUUGUGAGGUCCAGCGAAAUGUGAUUGUGUUUCCCAAAGAGGAAGUUCAGCUUAAGGUCUUGAGUGUCUCAGAAAAAGUAGCAGAAAGAUAACAUUUUUCUUCUGAAUGAGAAAUACAAAUUUAGCAGAAAAAAAGCAGAACCAUCUACACAAGUGAGAGUUAGUUCUUCACUAGUUUAGAGAAAAACACAUACCCAACACAAAUUAUACCUGUAAAAAGCUAUAUUUUUAUGGUUUUUAUGGUAUUUUUAAACAUGUUAACAGUUGAUUUAUUGAUUUUGCUUCACAGGUCUUCAUUACAGGAACCCAUAUCCAAGAGCUGUAAGUAGGAAGCACAUGUUAGAAAAGACAAAGGACAUUUUUGCUAUUGUGUGUUAAUACAUUUUGCCCUCUGAAUGUUCUCAUAGACGUAUCUUCCACCACUGGGACUGGCAACUCAGAAAGGCAGGAAGCUGCGAGCACAGCAGCGCCUGAGGAAGCAGGCCAAGCCAAUUUACUUACAGUCACAUGAUGAGACCUGAUGCACUCCUCACCAAUGAGUUUAAGUUACCAAGGACAGGAAACUAGAGUGCAGCCACAAGCUCUGAUCUCAUCGGCUGAUUUGUUGCAAAACACUCAAUGAUGCAAGAGCAGGCGACAUUCAAGAAAAGACGUUGUUCUUUUAUUGUUCUUUCUUCAUUGUGUAAACAUGUGGUCGUACAUGGUCAGCUUCUGUCCAGCCUGGGGAACCUGUCAGUGUGGAGUGACCUGGGAUCAAGUUCAACAUCAAGUUAUAUUUAUACUUGUUUUUCUUGAUGAUCAUAAAGGCUGAGGUUGGAAUGGUGUCAAAAAUAUGUGUUUCACGAAUCCAACUACUUGUCUUUUUAUCAUACUGAACAGCAAAGAGGAUAAUAAAGUUAUUUUGAGCACCAUCUCUUCAUAUUAUUGUGCUCAUUUUGUAGACGACAAUAUGACAGCUGUGGCAUGAAGUAACUUGACAUGAUUUGAAAAUAGUCCACAGAUUCCUUUGAUUUCUGAAAAACUACAGAGGAGCAUCAUCAAACCAGUGGAAGGACCCACUGAACUGUUACUUAUCUCUCAUCUCAAGACGAGCACAUAAAAUAUUGACAAGAAGAAAAUUUGUAAGAGUGCUUAACAAGACGGUAUCACCGCAGGGACAACGAUGAGACAAAAGGAAAUGAAAGUGUGUCAACUUAAUGAUAUGAGCCUCGUAUGAGGCAAGUCUGCUUUGAAAUAUGACAAACUAUAAUUUCACUUCAUCUACUCACCUGUUUGUUUCUGAAGAUAAACAUUUUAUUGUAUCGGAUGCACGUGCAUCACAGGAAGAGCUAGAUGUACUUCCAGAUUAAAGUGUAAAGAAAAAUAAAGAGGUAGAAUUUAAUAAAUAGGUUUCUAGUGUGUUUAUGACUGUAGGUUCAGCCGAAUAGGUAAUUUCAACAGGCUCUCCAUUGUGAAAAAAAAUGAGUUUAUGGCUUACCAGAUUUUGGAAAAAAUUGUACUUUUUGCCAGUUGAUCCAGAUUUCCUAAAGCUGAGGGUGACCAUGCUUGUAUAUUCUCUUAUGCAUGUUCUGAGACCAAGAGUCUGUCCAUCUGGAAUGAAAUACUGACAGUUUACUCAUAGCGGGACUUUUUCAGGGUCUUUCUUAAAAUAAUCAGAUACUCUCACCAAUAUGUGCAGCAUUUCUUAUAUACUUGUAUACAAUUUCCUAAAAUGCACUUUGGAGUAAAGUUUUAAGGUUUUGGCCAUAUAUCGGACAAUCAUUAACAAUCCUUCAACAAAACAGUAGCCAAGGGUAUAUUCUCUAGUCAAGUCUUCAUGAUGCCUUAAGUUAGGGAUAGCAGACUUCUGGCCAAUACCUUCUGUUCUGCACCUUGUUUACAGUCCGACCAGAAAAUAAAGACAUGAGAACAGAGUUUGUGUCAUAAAGACUUGCCUAAGCAUGGAUGAUCCGACCCACAUCUGCACACAGGUGGCAAUUAAGUCAGUGAAACAAAAAUCAGAACACAAACCAGUCCCAGGUCUUUACGUUUUCUGUAUUAUGCAGAAUCUGUGAAUAAACAUACAAGUGCAAUGUAAUAUAGAUGCUUCUUAAACGUCCUCUCCUGCUCUGUCUAAAAGUCAAAAAGGUUCCUUAAAGUCUAAUUGUCUAGUUAAUACAUUUAACCUGCUUGCAUGAAUGAAAAGCCUUCACUUUAAUAAUGUGGUUCGUUUCUCUGGGUUGACCGCAGACCAGGUGUUCUUGAAAAGUCCUCUGUAUCUGAUACAUUCAGUGGGGAAUUAAGCCUUUUUUUGUAUUCUGCUCCACUUUCCAGUGGGGAGUGCAAAAUUUAAAAAUGUGGAUCAGCAAACACGUCUUCAGAUGAUCUCAGUGGGGGAUGCAUUUACAGUUCAGUGUUGUUCCCUGGUGAUCGCUGCUGUAUAUAAGACAGCUGUAACAGCACAAUGCUCUUACUGUAGACCUUAUCACAUCCUUUUCAUGUUACACUUUGGGAUGAGUCACCUUGACAAACAAAGUCUCCUACUUUUUCUGAGGUCAUUGUCUUUGUCCUCCAGCGCCACACUGACCUGCAUGCGACCACAUGAUUAAGCUCUGUGGGCAAAAAGUGGAAGGGGAGUUUGCAUGUUUCAUUAGAUGACAGUCAAGCAGGUGACACAUCAGACUCCUGCCUCCGAGGCGUGGGCUGUGGUGUCCUCAAAAGUGGAGGCCUGGUGGAAAAAUAUCACCUUAGUUCAAUCAUAGAAGCAACAUGUCCUAUAUAGACGGCAGUGUGUGUGUCUGCACACUUCUGGAGGGCACAGAGAAGUACUGGAUAUUCAUUUAAGAUAUAAUGACUGACACAUACAAAGAAAUUAAGGUCUGUAAAGAAAUACUGAGGAGAGAGUGUCUGUAAAGGAUCUCUUGAAUCACAAAAUGCCAGACAUGGAUGAAGGAAGCUGAGCCUGCAGGCUGACUACAAAAGCCGGCCCAUUAAACAGAAUGAAGUCAGAUUGUCAGGAGUACUUCAGGACAAAGCCUGAAAAAUAAAUGAGAGGGAAACCAUACACCUGUAUCGUGCUCUAAAAUAACUCUUGUUCUUUAAGUGAGAGUGGACGAACUAGGAUUCACAGCAGUUCCUUGAGAGGUGCACUCUCUUCACUCUUUAUCCACCAGGGGUCACACAAUACUCAAUAGUGAGGGCUUUCAUUUUGUAGUUUAGGGGCCAUCAAAAUCAGGACCAGGCUUCACCAACUGGGUUGACCAUGCACUGAUAAAAAAAAAAAAAUCUUGUUAUAAAUCACUAAUUAACUGAGCUUUUUAUGUGGUCCAAACAAUAAAAAAUAUUGAUUUCCAA
Messenger RNA from Xyrichtys novacula (pearly razorfish), 6127 nucleotides. Lineage: Eukaryota; Metazoa; Chordata; Actinopteri; Labriformes; Labridae. The record is from the annotation of a GenBank genome assembly.